GGUCUGUCUGCUCCAGUCCCGCGGGGCAGGAAGGGGAAGAAGAUGAAGAUCCAGUCCAGUGCUUUUGACAUCCACAAAGCCGAGUGGCUCAGGAAACACAACCCAGAGCACAUGCUGCAGGACGACGGCUACAAGAAACACCUCAAACACCACUGCAACAAGGUGCUGCUCAGGGUCAGAAUGCUCUACUACCUGAAACAGGAGGUGAUAGGAAGCCAGGCCCAGAGGGUUUUAGACGGCGUGGACUCCAGUGAUAUAAAGAUCUGGGUGCCAGACCCUGACCACUCAGAGCUGCCGGCCUUGUGGUGGGACGCCAUCGCUGACAAGUGUCUGCUGCUGGGUGUCUAUAAGCAUGGUUAUGAGAAGUACAACACUCUGCGUGCGGACCCCACUCUGUGUUACCUAGAGCGUGUGGGACGUCCAGAUGAGAAGGCCAUCGCUGCCGAACAGAGAGGCAACGACUUCAUGGACGGGGAUGUGGAUGACCCAGAGUACAAGCCUGCCCCCGCCCUGCUGAAGGACGACAUGGAGGAUGACGCCUCUUCUCCUGGAGAUCUCGUUGUCGUUGACAAUGCCGGAGAUGCAGUUCCAUUGACUGGAAGUCAGACUUCCUACUGGCCUUCCCCCUCAGUGCUGACUGCCAGGCUGAGGCGGCUGAUCACGGCCUCUCAGCGCUUCACCAAGAGCCGGCAGAUCCUCCAGAUCCACCAGACGCAGACUCCGUCUCCCUCCUCCAUGAUGCUGUCCGCUCCCCUCUGCCCGCUGCCCCCCACACUCAACGACACCCUCAACCCCAAGAUGGUCGCUAAGAUUGAACGGCAACAAAGAUGGACGAGGCGAGAAGAGGCUGACUUCUACCGUGUGGUCUCUACUUUUGGAGUCGUUUUCGACCCGAGCCUCGGCCGGUUUGACUGGAACAAGUUCAGAGCCAUGGCUCGGCUGCACAAGAAGACCGACGAGAGCCUGCAGAAAUACCUGUGUGCUUUUGCCGCCAUGUGCCGGAGGGUGUGUCGCCUGCCACCCAAAGAGGGAGACGCUGCGGUGGAGCCGUCCCUGAACAUCCAGCCCAUCACAGAGGAGCGAGCGUCUCGAACGCUUUACAGGGUGGAGCUGCUUCGCCAGGUCAGGGAACAAGUCCUUCGCCACGAGCUGUUCUACGAGCGCCUGCUGUUGUGCCAGAUGAGCUCCGACCUGCCCGUCUGGUGGGAGGCAGGAACCCACGACCGAGACCUGCUCAUCGGGGCCGCCAAGCACGGAGUCAGCCGCACAGAUUACCACAUCCUGAGGGACCCCGAGCUCAGCUUCAUGGCGGCACAGCGCAACUACAGCCAAACAAAGCCCGCUCAGCAGCAUUCACACACGCCCACCCCUCUCCUGCUGCCUCAGUGCCCGCCCAGCAGCUCCAUGUUGACGGGCUCUCCGCUGCCUCCUCCGACCCACACAGACGCAGAGCUCGGUGGGGUCGUACCCAAAGUGGAGCCGGCCUCAGAGGGGGAGGAGGGCAGGGAGGAGGGCAGGGAGGAGGGCAGGGAGAAGCAGGCGGAGAGAUGGAGCCCAACUCGAGCACCAGCGACUCCCACGGGUCUGGAGGAGAAGCCGCUGUUUGAGAUGAUCGGUGGCGAGAUGCAGAUGGUUGCAGCGCGCACCAAGCCCCUCACCCCCAACUCCUCCGAGAGGAAACCCAAGAAGGCCAAGAGGCGCCGCAGGGAGGCCAAGAGGGGCUCCGAGUCCGACUCAGGCGGCUCCUCCUCCAGCUCUUCGUCGCGCUCCUCUUCCACCUCUUCAUCCUCCUCUUCUUCCUCGUCACAUUCCGGGUCCAGCUCCUCGUCCUCUUCGUCGUCUUGCUCCUCUGGCUCCUCGUCAUCAUCGUCCUCCUCCUCGUCUUCUUCCAAUGGCAGCGACAGUGAGGGAGAGGAAGGGAAGAAGAAAGUGCCUGCAGCAGCAAUGGUGAAGGGCUUUGACGAGGACAGCGUGGCGUCUCUGAGCAUGGCGCAGGAUGAAACUCAGGAACCUCACACGGCUGAGAACGGCAUCACCAACAACUCCUCACAUCCCUUCCAGGGAGGAGGGUACAUGCUCGCUGCAUCCUACUGGCCAAAGGAUCGUGUGAUCAUCAACCGCCUGGACAGCAUCUGCCAGGCGGUGCUGAAGGGCAAGUGGCCGGGAACGCGUCGGGUGUACGAGCCCGGUGCCGUGGCCUCCUUCUACACCACCAAGCUGCUGGACAAUGCCAACAGUCUGUGCGAGGACCCCUCCGCGUCUCCACAGGGGUCAAAGGUGACCAAGCAUGUUGCAGAAAACAAGGAGUUCUCAGUAAAACUCAACGAUCAGGAGGGAGGUCUAAAGUUGACCUUCCAGAAACAAGGUCUACCUCUGAAGCGGCCCCUGGAGUCGGAGGAGGGGCCCCAGGCCCAGCAGCAGCAGUACCUGGCCCGGCUUCAGGAGCUGCAGAGCGCCUCGGACACCGGCCUGGCCGACAUCACCAAGCCUCAGUGCAGCUUCCAGAGCGUUCCUCCAGGUCUCCCUGCUCAGAUGAGGCUGAACGGAGCACCGGACGGCCAGCCGGUGGUGAAGAGGCGGAGGGGGAGGAGGAAGAACGUGGAGGGGAUGGACCUGCUCUUCAUGAACAGGAACAGAGCCCCUGCUGUUCCUGAUCAGGUGCCUCCAGGGUGGGGGGGUAUUGGUCAGGUGGCCAUGGCUGUGGCCCCGGUGCCGGGCUACAGCCAGAGCUCCAGUCAGGCGCCCGCAGACACUGACAGCCGGGUGCCCGUCAUCAACCUCAAAGAUGGCACCCGCCUGGCAGGGGAGGACGCCCCCCGGAGGAAAGACCUGGAACAGUGGCUGAUGGAGCACCCUGGCUUUGUGGCCGACACAGGAGCCUACAUCCCUGGGGUGAAUAAGAUGCAAAUGCAGUUCCACUUCCAGGACGGUCGGCCCAAACAGAAGAGGCACCGCUGCAGGAACCCAAACAAGAUCGAUGUGAACAGCCUGACCGGAGAGGAGAGGGUCCAGAUCAUCAACAGGAGGAACGCACGCAAGGUCGGUGGAGCGUUUGCUCCUCCUCUGAAGGAUCUGUGCCGGUUCCUUCAGGAGAACCCUGAGUACGGAGUCCCUCCUGAAUGGGCUGAUGUCGUCAAACAGUCGGGUUACCUCCCAGAGAGCAUGUUUGACAGGAUCCUGACGGGACCCAUCGUUCCUGAGGAGGUGAGCCGGCGUGGACGUCGACCCAAGAACCCUCUGGCUAAGGCAGCAGCAGCAGCAGCAGCAGCUUCAGCUUCAGCCCCAAACCCCGCUGCCAUGGGCCUGAACCCCCUGCUGGCCAACGGGCUGCUCUCUGGGCUGGACCUCAGCAGCCUGCAGGCCUUCCAGCAGAACCUGCAGAGCCUCCAGAGCCUGCAGCUCACCGCCGGCCUCAUGGGGCUGCCGACCGACGCCAGCAACCUGGCCGCCAGUAACCUAGCCGCCAUGUUUCCCAUGAUGCUCUCUGGUAUGGCCGGAUUGCCUAACCUGAUUGGCAUGAGCAGCCUGCUGGGGAAGCCGGCUCAGGAGGGCGCAGGAGGCUUGGAGGAGAAGACAAAGGGAAGCGGUGCAGCAGGAGAACCGUCUGCCUCCAAAGCCUCAGAGCCCAGAGGAGAAAGGACAGAGGGCUCAAACUCCACUCCUUCCUCCACUUCCAGCUCCUCUUCCUCCGCCCCACUAAGUGCUUCAGCUGCCUCUUCACUGUCUCUCAACCCCUUGUUACUCUCCAGUAUGCUUUACCCAGGGAUGCUUCUCACUCCAGGCCUUAACCCCCCCACACAGCCGCAGAGCUCUAACUCUGGCCCCCCCCUUCCUCCUGCAGGCUCUUCGCAGGAGAUCGCUCGGCUAGCGGCACAGAGGGACGCAGAGGAGGAUGACGAGGCAUUAGACGAGGAUGACGAAGAAGAAGAUGACUCAGCAGAACAGAAGGAGAACAGUGGUCCUGACGGUUCGAGGAAAGCUGAGUCAUCUUCCUCGGAGUCUGGGAGCUCCUCUUCAUCGGAUGAUUCAGACUCCAGUGAUUAGGACUGAUCCUAUGAAUAUAAUUAUAAAUUUAUUUAUGUAUCGCCUAGAAAUGUACACAUAUAUUCACAUAUAUAUGGAUUUUCCAGCACUUAUGUUGCGAUUUCUUUACAUGUAAAUACAAGAACUAACAAAAACGUUGUGUAAAAAAAGACCACAAAAACCUUUAAAAAAAAAAAACGUAAAACUGACUUAAAAAGAACUGAAAUAAAAUGUCAGUGUUUGUUCACAAGGUACAGUCUUGUUUUGAGACAUUUUGCAUGUCAGACUUUAGUAGAUUUCUGAACUCUGUGAACCUGUACCACCCGUAUGUACAAUUGCAACAAAAAAACGGCAUUAUUGUAAUUAUGUCAGGAUUUAAUUUUAUUAAAAAAGUGAAACUACAUCAACAUGCUCGUUGAGCUGUACUAUUAAUAUAUUUGGAUUGUUUGGGGCCGGGGGAACGAGACUUGACAAACACUUUUCUUGUAAAUAGUCGGUACUUUUACAGGUUCGUUGACACUUAUGCUUUGCAGAUCAUACGUUGGAUAUGUCAGCAAUAACUUGGGCAGCUAAUGAAUGUCACUGAAGCUGUAGAUUCUGUCUGCCAUGUUCCACCCAGUGCACAACUCACCUGUCAUAUCACGUCGACUUCAUUUCUGUAUUAGUCCACAUCCUUUUUGGAAACAGUUACCUGGAGCUCACUCUUUGCGCUUCACUUGAAAUCUAUGGAAGUAUUAUGUUUUCAAUCCGCUUAAAUCUGUCAAAAUGGAUCGUAAUUGAGAUUUCAGUUUUCACAUUUAAUUUGAGAAACAUGUCCCAAGGCGCACUUUAGCUUCUGACAGCAGGUGAACACGCUCACACAUGUUAAUAAUGACUUAGUGUCAGUCUAAUAAAGCUGUGGGACAGAAAACAACCUUUUUACUGUGUGCCAAAAACUGCCCUCUGACCCUCUGAGGUCCUCCUUUAGUUUCUUUUGAAAGAAUUCAGGAUGUUAUUACUACCACCCCGGCAUUUGGCUGCAUCUUACCUCAACUGUUAAAAUGGUCUGGCUUCACUGUGCAACUGUGCAUGGGUGUGUGUUAUUGCUGUCCAUGUACAGAACAUGAUGUCCUUGUUUCUGCUGGAACGUGUUUGUCAGAGGCUGUGUUUUUUUACUCAGAGCUUCCACUGUGUUUUCCCGUGGUUUCACCCCUCACCCGGUAUCUCCUGCUUCCGUCACUUCCAGUCUGAACGCUGUGUAUUAAGCGGGAAACUGCAAAGCUAUGACCAGUAAAACACGUUGACCUUCUAACCUUAGAAAUUUGGAGGACAGACCUUUUGAUUCUGUGUACUUUGGAAACAUACAAGGCACAAGCACAAAACAGUUAAAGUCCCCCGCUAAGAUUGAGUAUUAUCCUUUAGUGCCAGACGGGUCCGCUUCAGGAAGGGCUCGGUAAAAGCAGCUUGUGUUGCUGGGAGUUUGCAGCUUCUUCAUGUAUUUGUCACUUUGUCUCGGAUUGUGUUCUGCUGAUGAAUGGAGCUUCAGCUAGAUGUAGAAGUGCCCUUAUCCUGUACCUCACGCUCGCAUUCACCUCCCGUCUGACAAACACCUCUGUGCUCCACGCUUGUUUCGUCUAUCGUCGUCCCUGCACACGUUCAACCAGGAUACACAUAAACACUGGAGUUCACUCAAAGCCGAAGUACCUUUUUGUAAAUUCUCCGCUUGCUCUAGGACUGCUGUUACACAGCGGACUGUUAGACACACGUUUCAAAAACAUUUCUGAAGUGAGGCUUUUGUUCUGCCUGGGUACAACAGAGCCCCUCUGACUAACUCAGUCUGUUUAGCUCUUCAGUAUUGCUGUAGCAUCGUUCUGUAGUGGGUGAAACCACGAGCUGCCCCUCGACUCAAGACUUGUAUUAAUUUCUAAUGUUGCUUUCAAGUGAUUUCCUUGUAUGCCUGUUAUAUAUAAAUAUAUAUAUAGACCUAGUCAUGGGUUUUUGCUUGCAAUGCAAUUUGCUUUUUUUUAAUAUUAUUACUAACAGUACAGUAUUUUUCUAUGUCUGAGCAAAGAUCUUAAACACGCCACUGUCAGUUUGUAAAUCUGCACCUCUGCUUUCUUUAACUCGUAGUGCCCUUAUGCAAACACCCAGCCAUUGCUAUUCUGCUGUAGGUGAUACAUUUUCUUUUUGUUGCCCCACAGCGAUGGGUUAGCGGAUUGUUAGGACACAUAUUGGGGGUGGGGGGGNGGGGGGGGGGUAAAAGUGGUAGACAUAAGAUUGGACUGCUUAUUUUUCGCUUGUUUUAUUUUAUUUUUAGGUCGUACUGUACAAGGACUCCCGAAGCACUGCUAGUGCUCAAGAGGGGGUGUAGAAUCUGCGUUAAACACGAGUAACAAAA
Messenger RNA from Notothenia coriiceps (black rockcod), 6400 nucleotides. It is a transcript of the gene chd9, whose product is annotated as chromodomain helicase DNA binding protein 9. The transcript has 17 exons. The record is from RefSeq and is a predicted model, not a curated record. Bases 43 to 4044 code for a protein of 1333 amino acids. Lineage: Eukaryota; Metazoa; Chordata; Actinopteri; Perciformes; Nototheniidae. Gene Ontology annotation, molecular function: protein binding.